CGCCUCAACUUCAAGCAAGCUGCCUCUCCAACUACAGAGCCGCCGCCGGCCACGCCCGUCACUCCAAGGUCGCCGCCGCUCUCCUUUUAGGGAAAACUUGUUUAUAUGCACUGAACUUGCGACCCUGAAGUCAUUUGGUGAUUUGCUAAUUAGCGGAGAUGGUUGAGAGAAAGAGAAAAUCCAGAGACGAGACGAGGCAGGGUAGGGAGAAGGGCAACAGUAAGCCGAGAAAAAUGUCGAGCAAUAAGAAGGGUGGCAAGGAGAAAGGUAAGAGGACUGGUCCUCGGUUGCCCAACGCGCUCAUGAAACAGUUGGAUCGAAUAAACCCUAGGAGCCGGUUUGAUGACGAUGACGACGUUAGCUCCGAUGGAGGGAAAGACCUGUAUGAGUACGAGGAGGAGGUGGCUGAAGAGGAAGCGGGGAAGAACCGCCGUUUCGAUGCUAUUAAAAACUUUGACUAUGAGUUGCCGGAGGAUUUCGUGGAUGAGAAUGUACAAUCAGAUGAUGAUGAUGAUGAUAACAGUGCCAGCAGCGAGGAUGAAGAUCAUAAUGAUGGAAAGCAAAGUUCAGGAGCUGCCGAUGAUGAAAAGCAUUUGAGGAUGCUGCAAGAAAUCACUCAGAUGCCAAGUGAAGUUUUUGAAGGCAGGCGGAAAAAGAAUGAAAUUGUUGUAUCAGAGCCUUAUCCAGAAUCGGAGUACAAUCCCAGCAGUGAUGUUCUAGACGGCGUUGGACGUGUUACUAUUGGUGAUCUUCUGGGGAGUCUUCAGCAAAAUCCUGCUUAUAGCAAACUCAGGAAAGAAAUGCGUCAUGUGGAGGCAAAGAGUAUGCCCCUUGCAGCUCCACUUUCCAAGGAAGCAAUAGACAAGGUGGAGAGGCAAAAAGCAUAUGAAAUAUCCAAGAAAGAUAUCACUAAAUGGGAACCUUUGAUUAAGAGGAACAGGGAAGCCCCUUCUGUUAUUUUCGACAAAGAUAUUGAUGUGGGGUUUUCAACGGUUGGAGCCAUAGCAUCAGAGUUUGAGCCUAGAACUGAGUUUGAGAAGAAAAUGGCUUCAUUAGUUUCUGAUGAUAAGGUUAUGGAAGCUCACAACGAAGAUGGUGCCAAGCUUCUCGAACUGAAUAAGAUAUCUUCGGAGGAUUAUAAAAACAGUCGGGAUCACAUUGCUAAAAUGCGAACCCUUCUCUUCCGACAUGAAGUGAAGAUGAAACGCUUAAAAAAGAUAAAGUCUAAGACACAUCGCCGGAUGUUGAAGAAAGAUAGAAUGAAGGGAGCAUCUGGUGAAAUGCAGAUGGAUUCUGAAGCGGCUAAAGAAUUGGCGAUAAAGCAAGAGUUCAAGCGAGCUGAGGAACGCUUGACCUUAAGGCACAAAAACAAGUCAAAAUGGGCAAAACGUGUAUUGGAGCGUGGUCUGAAUGCUCAAGAUGAGGGCACCCGAGCAGCCAUUACAGAACAACUCAGUCAGCAUGCUCGUUUGACUAGAAAAAUGAAUUCUAUGAAUGACAGUAGCAACAGUGAUAACAGCAGCGACGAGGAAUAUGAUGAAGAUUCUGAUGUUUCAGAACGAGAUAGAGCUUCUAAGGUGUUGAUGAAAGCAAAAGAAAAGACGCAAAGUAUAUUAGAGGAAGAAGAUGAAGUGCCUACAUCAGGAGUUCUUUCUCUGCCUUUUAUGGCACGAGGAUUGAAAAAACGGAAGGAUGAGGCUAAUGAGGAAGCUAAACUUGCGCUUCAAGAGUAUGAAGCCGCACUGGGUCAAAAACAUGACUCAGCUGAUACAAAAACAGCUGCGGGAAAUGGAAGAAGGGUAUUUGGAGGACCAACACAGAAGGUUGCUUUACCAACUAAGAAGAAGAAUUUGAAUGAUAACUCCACCAACAGUGACAGUGACAGUGAGGCCGAGUUUGAACCUGAAGAAAAUAUUGUUGAUGAAAGAAGUGAUGGGAGGCAGAAGGAUGUUCGUGUCAGCUAUUCCUUGCUUAAUGAAGGCUCUGAGUCUAAUCAGGAACCUCCAUUCGCGGUUUGUUUAUGUUUGCUUUGCUUAUCUUUCGUAGUCCUGAUUCCAUGUGUUUUACAGGAUUCUGGGAAGAUGGCUGUGGAUGCUGGCCCAAAGACAGCAUACAAAGUUGCGAUUUUCGCAUCAAACACAUGGAGAAAAAUGAGCGAGAAGAGUGAAGUGGAAGCCGGUACCAAAAGGGCUCCAACCGAUGUUCAGUCUGCUGUGGAGAAUAAACAUCCAGAGGAAACCGGCGAGGAAAGUGAUAGUGAUGAUGAAGCACAGAUGAUUGAUGGGAACUUGUCAUCAGGCCGUAGAGCAGCAUAUGAGCUGCCUUCUCAAGCAGAGCUUAUCCAUGAAGCUUUUGCUGGAGAUGAUGUGGAAGAGGAGUUUGCCAAAUAUAAGGAUGAAGCGUUAAGUAAAGAAAAUCCCGAGCCAGAAAAGCCUGUUCUACUUCCUGGUUGGGGCCAAUGGACUAAUGUACAGAAAAGGAAAGGCUUGCCUUCGUGGAUGGAGGAAGAGCAUAAACUAGCUCAGCGAAAGAGAGACGAGGCUGUUAAGAAAAGGAAGGAUGCACAUCUCAAGCAUGUGAUUAUAUCCGAGAAGUUGGAUAAAAAGGCUGAGAAACUACACACAAAGUCAUUGCCUUUCCCUUUCACGUCCAAGGAAGUGUUCGAACAAAGCAUCCGCAUGCCAAUUGGACCUGAGUUCAAUCCUGCAACAACCGUUGGAGCUCUUAACCGACCUGAGGUGUUGAAGAGACCUGGAGUGAUCAUCAAGCCGAUCAACUACGAGGAUGUCGACCCACAUGAGAAGGUGGUGCAGCAUAAGCAAGGGGGUGACAAGAAGCAGCAAAAGCGAAAACAACCACCAAAGUCGAAAACCGAGGGUAAGCGGCAUAGAAUGAAGCCGGUGAUGGUGAAAUCUUGAGAAAUGGAGCAAUUCGUAUUCGGUUUUCUGUUUCAUCCAGUUUUGGUAGAAUCCCCUUGUACGUGCAAUUUUUACCAGGGCAGAGUCAUAUGUGUCAAGAUGUAUUAGAAUGACAGUGUACUGAAUUUAUUUGCAGUAUAUGUUCUCUUUUCUAUGUUAUUCGGCGAUUAUGCUCUCCUUUCAGCAAAUCUCGUCAGUUUUGUCAUGGUGGGAGUUGGUCACUGACUUCUAUCAGUGGCACGAAACUACUCCUUUGUGUUUUCCUAUUCUCAGUCCUAAGGACAAGUUGCAUGAGUCCCCAUUUAUUCAUGAUGACAA
This is a messenger RNA of Linum tenue, 3236 nucleotides long. NCBI's taxonomy places the organism in Eukaryota, Viridiplantae, Streptophyta, Magnoliopsida, Malpighiales, Linaceae. The record is from the annotation of a GenBank genome assembly.